This is a messenger RNA of Odocoileus virginianus texanus, 549 nucleotides long. RefSeq names its product ripply transcriptional repressor 1 (gene RIPPLY1). Gene Ontology annotation, biological process: embryonic pattern specification; negative regulation of transcription by RNA polymerase II. Gene Ontology annotation, cellular component: nucleus. NCBI's taxonomy places the organism in Eukaryota, Metazoa, Chordata, Mammalia, Artiodactyla, Cervidae. The record is from RefSeq and is a predicted model, not a curated record.
AUGGACCCUCCUGCCCCCACUGCUGUCACCCCUGACCUGGCCCUGGCCUCAGCUCCAGCCCUAGCACAGGGCUCCCUGGCACUGCCCUACCUGGGAAACCCAUCGCCCCUUCUCUCCUCUGGACAAGAAGUAAAUAAACAUGAACGAGGAGCUUGUCUCUGGAGGCCCUGGCUGUCCUCUACAAAUCACCUCCCCAGGCAGGUGAGGAAACAUGUGGAUUUGGCCGCCAGUGGGACAACAGGUGCCAAGGUCACCAAGGUUGACUUUGAGUUCCAUCACCCAGUCAGACUCUUCUGGCCUAAAUCCUGCUCCUUUGACUACCUGUACAGUGAUGGGGAGAUUUUACUGCAGAACUUCCCUGUUCAGGCAACCAUAAACCUCUAUGAGGACUCAACCAGUGAGGAGGAGGAGGAAGUGGAGGACAGAGAAGAGGAGAAGAAAGAGGAAGCAGAUGGAAAGGGGCCAGAAGGGUGUGUGAAGGUACCAGGGUCAGCACCAUACAGAGCCAGAGCUCAUUCUCCCUCCCUGCCCCUGAUCUGUCCCAACUGA